This is a messenger RNA of Prunus avium (sweet cherry), 723 nucleotides long. RefSeq lists its product as uncharacterized. Lineage: Eukaryota; Viridiplantae; Streptophyta; Magnoliopsida; Rosales; Rosaceae. The record is from RefSeq and is a predicted model, not a curated record. Gene Ontology annotation, molecular function: RNA-DNA hybrid ribonuclease activity; nucleic acid binding.
AUGCGAUCGGGGUCUAAGCAAGAAAAAUUAGAUAUGCUUACUCUUUUAAGUUUUUUCCUUUGGGAGAUUUGGAAAACCAGGUGCAAGGCUGUCAUUGAAAGGAGCACCAUUGAUCCGCCCAAGGUUAUUGAGAAUGCGCUAAGAGCUCAAAUGGAGUUUACUGAAAUCCGAAGGGUUCCUAGUGAUGAAGUGGUCGUGAACAACAUUUUGAAUGUCCAUCCCGCUUCCUGGAAUGCACCUUCAGGUGAUUUUGUGAAAAUAAAUGUGGAUGGAGGAUGGAUUGGUGACACUCUGAAAGGUGGCGUUGGGGUUGUUAUUAGAAAUACUGGUGGUCAAUUUGUUGGGGGUUUAGCUGGUCCUAUUUGCUGUGAUUCAGCACUAGCUGCGAAAACUCAUUCAGCAAUUAAAGGGCUUGCUUUGUCUGCUAACCUUGGAUUUAGAGAUGUCAUUGUGGAAACAGACUCAAAAUUUCUCAUCAAUGGGAUAAAUGGUGACUUUAGAAACAAAGUGUGGUCCAUUAUGCCCCUUCUUGAGGAGAUUCACAGAAUAUGUGGGUCUAUGCAUGAGGUUCGAUGGAGCUGGGUGCAUAGAUAUUUAAACCGGGCGGCUCAUGAGGCAGCCAUGAUUGGAGUUAGAGCUAUGGAGCUAGAAAGCUGGGUCUCACGACCACCAUUGUCUCUGGUGCAAGUUCUGGUCUCGGAUGGACUCCCAUGUCCUCCUUAA